CAUACGUAAUCUAGAGGUCUUUAUACUAACAUACUCAUCGUGCAGUUAAACGGCGUUUUAAGUGGUCAAAUAGACCUUUGCCAAAAUGGGUUUUGUUUGGAAACAAUUUAGCUACGUAGAGCCCGUUUUCUUCGUUUAUAUGCAUUAUCUGUUGCUUCUUUUUCCUGUUAUGGCUCAAUACGUUUAUGCACGAAUCAGCGAAGACGUUGGAUUCCCAUACCUGAAUGUAACAGGAGGGGAGAGAUGUGGUGGCGAGGAUUUCGCCGAGAAUUCGACUUUGAAAACACUUGAAACAGAGGUCCAAACCCGCUCUGCAACACUUUAUACCUACUAUAUGGUUUGUGCUGUUAUUCCAAGUCUUAUCGUCGGUCCCUUCUAUGGAUCCUACUCUGAUAAAAGAGGAAGAAAGCCUGUACUAAUGGCACCUCUUCUCGCGGGCCUUUUCGAGACAUGUCUUAUUUUGGUCAUCAUAUAUUUUCAUUUACCACUUUACAUGCUGUUCAUUGGAGGCGUGGUGAAUGGUCUGAGUGGAUAUGUUACGACACUAUGGCUUGCACUGAAUUCCUACCUGGCUGAUACCGUGAAAAAAGACAAACUCUCUAACCGAAUGAUUGUUUUAAACUUUUCUCUGUUUUUGGCUGGAACCAUCGCUCAGCUAACAAGUGGUCUUUGGAUAGAAUAUCUUGGCUUCAAAAAUCCAUUGUGGUUCAUCGUUAGCCUCCAGUCCCUCGCCUGCCUCUACACCAUCUUGUUUGUCAAAGAGUCUGUCAAAGAGAAGGUCAAAGCCAAUUUCUUCGAUCUAAAUAGCGUCCGGAGAUUGUUGCAGAUAGUUACCAAACCAAGGAAAAACGGUCGAAAAAACCUGGUUGUGGCUUUGUCCAUCCUUGGAACCAACAUCAUGAUUACGGUUGGUUUAUCAGCUGUGAUUAUUCUGUAUGUUCUGCGUAGUCCCUUAUGCUGGCAACCAACUCUAGUUGGGUACUUUCUGGCAUACCGGUUCUUUGCGUUAGGCGCUGGAAGUGUCAUUUUUAUUUACUUAUUGAGGAAAUGCUUCAACGAAAUCAACGUAACGCGUCUUGGUUUUGUAAGCCAAAUCGCUGGGAUGCUACUGUUUGCAUUUUCAACAAAAACCUGGAUGGUUUUCCUUGGUAAGUCUCAAUUCUAUAAGCUGCAGAGUUCGACCAUAAAUGAAGAUUUCGCAUAA
Molecule: messenger RNA, 1204 nt
Organism: Exaiptasia diaphana
Lineage: Eukaryota; Metazoa; Cnidaria; Anthozoa; Actiniaria; Aiptasiidae
Product: proton-coupled folate transporter
Exons: 4
Coding region: 86-1204 (372 amino acids)
Biological process (GO): transmembrane transport
Cellular component (GO): membrane
Molecular function (GO): transmembrane transporter activity
Source: RefSeq, a predicted model, not a curated record